Linum tenue is the source of this 3430-nucleotide messenger RNA. Lineage: Eukaryota; Viridiplantae; Streptophyta; Magnoliopsida; Malpighiales; Linaceae. The record is from the annotation of a GenBank genome assembly.
CCCUUGGGCCUUGACCCUACCCGUCGUCGUCUCCUGUCAAUUCCCCACCACCGAUAUUACGCAACGGAAAAGAGAAUUCUUUCGCCGAUUCCCUUCCUCCACGGUGGCUGUAGGGUUUACGGAAUUCGAUCAAUUUUUUUUCCAGCUGAACAUCAAUGGCGACUUCUUCGGCGAAGGAAAAUCAAAUCCCGACGCUGAAGACGAUCGAAGCCGCUCUGAAUCUGACCGACGCGAAGAAGGAGAGCCUGAAGAAGGCUUACGACGAACUCCAAAGCCAUUCUUCUCUCCUCUCGUCCUCCUCCUCCUCCGCCGCCGCGUUCUCACUCUCGUGGUCCGACCUCGACUCCCACUUUUCCACCCGCCAGACUGACCUCACUCGCCGCUUCCACCUUCUACAAUCCCGCGGCCCGGAUGCUGGGCGGCAGAACUGUGGUCCGAUUGAGGCCGAGGCGGGGGCGGCGUCGCUUCCUGUUCAGGACCCGUCUUCCUCUUUUUCCAACCGACCUAAUCUCGACGACGGUGCCCUUGUGCCCAAUGAUGUGAAGGAGGACAUGGCUGGGGUCGACUCUGAGCCGGGCUCUGCAAUGCAGGUCUCUCCGGAAGUGGGAGUGGGUGGACCCAGUCCGGCACGGCCUGAGUUGAUACCCUUCUGCGAGAAGCUGGAUGGGAAAGGGUUGAGGGACUACAUAAGCGACCAUGCGAAGGAGCGGAUUGCGAUUCGUGCUGAGCUUGCCAGUGCAAUGAAUGUGGGCAGUGACCCAGGUUCUAUGGUUUUGAAUGCAAUGGAAGGCUUCUAUCCAGCAGCUUUGGCUUCCAAAGGGGACAAAGACCCGGAAUUGUAUCGUCUACGGAAGAGUUGUUUGGAUUUGCUUGAAGUGUUGGUUUAUGUGAAGCCAAAUAUUAGCGAUGAGGUGAGGGAGAGAGCUAAACAGUUAGCAUUGGAGUGGAAAGGGAAAGUGAAUUUGAGUGGGGAGAGCCCUUCUGAGGCGUUGGCGUUCUUGAGUUUGUUGGCAGCUUAUGGGUUGCGGGAUCAGUUUGAUGUGUGUGAGCUUGUGGUUUACGUUGUUGUCAUUGCAAAGUUUAAGCAAGCAAUAACUCUGUGCCGAGAUAUUGGUCUGGGAGAGAAGACUGCAGUUAUUGUGCAGAAACUUAUAGAUGGUGGCAAACAGCCUCUGGCUGUCAAAUUUAUUUUUGAAUUUGGAUUGACUGACAAGUUUGAAGCAGUACCGCUGUUGAAAGCAUAUCUAACAGAGUGCAGAAAGUCCACUGACCAAGCUUGCAAUGAUGGAAAGAUUCCUGCCAAGACAAAGAAUGAGGCCAAAUCUAAGGAAGUUAGUGCACUGAAUUCUGUACUUCAAGUCAUUGAUGAGCACAAGCUUCAAUCUGAGUAUCCACGAACGGAAAUUGAAAAGCGUAUUGAGACGUUGCAAAAGCAGAAGACUUAUGGCAAACAGACUACACCAUCUUCUGCCACCAAGCCUCAACAGCAGCAGCAGCAGCAACAGCAACAACAGCCAAAGAAGAAGAAGCAAAUGCAAGCGAAGAAGCAGUUCCAAGCCAAGAAGCAGCAACACUAUCAGCAGCAUAACGGAAAUAAGCGCCCGAGAACAAAUGGACCGAUGCUUCCAAUGGGUGCUCCUGGAUCUACCGUUCCUCCUUCAUAUCACCAACCUCAUUUGCAGCCAACAGGUUUGUAUCGAGCUGCUGGGGCCUAUGGGAUGGUGAAUGCCUCUCCUCCCAUUACCCAUUAUGCAGGUUCAUAUGCUGGACAGUAUGGGGCUGGAGUGGGCUUCCCUGGGAACCCAAACCCUGCUGCUCCGUCAGCAGCACAGCAAUACCCUUCUGAGUCUCAAAUUGCACCAGGGUAUUAUGGUGGGGGGCAAGCUGCUGCUGGUUAUUAUGAUGGAUAUGGUGGUUAUCCACCUCAGCAUCAUCAAACCUACUACCCUCAAUAGUUUUUUAGCUACUGACCAUCACAGUAUAUACAACUUUUGGUGGUAGUAUUUGUUUUAUCUGACAUACCAUGCUGAUCACCAGAAAAAGCAAAUGCUUUCCUGGUUGCCAUGCAUGCACUAUGAUUAUCUCUUGGGUCAGCAGAUAUUGGCAUCGUUCAAUAUCUCUCUCUUUGCUUAUUGAACUAAGAUCCAAACACUUUUAGGUUUAUUAUUUAAGCAAGAUGUAGAUCUCUUAGUUAACUACUUAAAGAGGUUCAAUUCACUGUCAGUAGCUGAAUUGAGAGUGGUCCAAUUUGGUUUUCUUGCUAGUUUAAGUUGCUUAUGAUAUCUAGCAGAUGACCUUUUACUAGCUUAAUGGAAAUGUGGGUCUCCGCCAAUGGCAUUUGCUUUCCCAUAUCCCCUCCUCCCCGGGCCCUGGAUGUAAGAUUAUAUAGAUUUAUCUCUGUCAUCUUCUGGUUUUGUUGCUGCUGUUUUUUUUGUUUUUGUAUCACUUUGGUCUUGCAUCUGGUUUUACUAGCCUGGCAUCUGCACAUAUUCUUUCUGAAUUUCACAUUGUUUUCCAUUUUGGGUUCUCUUCUUCUCUUUGUCCUUUCCCUCUCUUUUCUGGAUUGCUUUCCACUUUCUCGUUGAGUUGCUGUCAGCUCCAUGAUUGUGGGGUUUUAGCUGCACCUCAUGAAAAGCCCCAAGCUCUGUUCUUCUGCCCCCACAUCUACCCAUUUGAUAGCUGCUGCCCUGCUUUUCCUUCUUGGUCGUUUUUUUGUAUUGUUCUAGCUCAGAAAACACAAGUCGUGCAUGCCAUUGCUGGGAAUGAUGAUAAUAAUAAUAAUAUUGUAGAAGGAAAACUGUCCUAUUGUUAUCAUUAUGAGCCAAUUUGUUGGCUUCCCAUUGGUAUCAAGCACAUGCAGGGUUCAUUUCCUUACAGUACCCCCCACCCCAUCUAGAUGAGAUUAGCAGCACAUCGAGUAGUAAACCUGAAGCUCCUAGAUGAGAUUCUCUGAUGGAAAAUGCCAUCUGCAAUCGAAUCGGAAUCCGAUCUCUCAGUAGAUAGAAUAGAGUUAAUUCCGAUGGAGUUGGGAUGUCAAUCAAUCCGACGUCCCCUCAGGAGUUUGUAGAAGAGAUAGAGAUUAGACCCUCCCCCAUAUGAACAGAGCCUAUUCUUUGUGAUUUGGAUUGGUGUUUCUUGGUAGAUUAGAUAGAAUGGGAUGUCAGACAAUUGAGGGGGCGCCUAACAGGUUCUUCUUAAGCUUGAAGAUAUGCUUUUUCUGGGCACAGGAAUAAUUAGUCAAUAUUAUCUCCAAGUGAUAAAAAUUAAGGUGGAUAAUGUUCCCUCCCUGAGUGGUGGAGUAGAGACGGAUAGAUGGGAAAAUCAUGUGAAGUUUCCCUAUUGGCCGAGUUGUGAAGUUGGCCAAAAGUGAAAGCGUCAUUUUUUUUGGCAAACAAAGAAUUGUUUUGCCUACGAAAUGCUAUGAAAUGGU